AUAAUUAAAAAUUUUACGAACGGAUUUACUUCAUAUUAAAAUAAAAAAUAACAAAGUAACUUAUACGAGUAUGUAUGGAGAGUAUAAUCAUCUUUAAUACAUACUUGUCGAAGUCACAUGAUUUUAUUUACAUGAGCUCUCUCUUUAUACGCCUUAUACUAAACGGAAAAUAGAUGAACUUCUCGAUACAAAAUAAACUCGAUCGAUCGUGUCAAGUUGAAUCUAUUGAAUCUGGUUGAAUCUUGAAUGGCAGGAGUAUUGCAGGAUAUUGGUGAUGUACCAUAACCUAUACAACAGUAAAAAUUGUAAAUAUUAGGACGUCGCAAACGUGUCAUUUAAUUUAAAGACGAUAAUUUAAAUAUGGAUAUGUUACAUUUAAGAAAUUUUAAGGAUUUUAUACUUCUGUACAACCAAAUAUCUGAAACGUGUUUCAAGCGAUGUAUGAAUACAUUAUUUUCGAGAGAAAUAUCUGUCGAUGAGGAUGUAUGCCUAAGCAAAUGUUUGGAAAAACACAUUAAUGGAAAUCACAAAAUGAUGGAAAUAUUUAUGGAAAUACAACCUAUACUUGUACAGAAGAGGAUAGAAGAAGUUCAAAAAGCUCAGGCAGCUUUAGAAUCACAAAUAGAAGUGCAAAAAGCAGAGUCCUGAGAAAAUUAUACAAUUGAUUCUACAUAAAUUAUUCAAACUUUCCAUUAUGUAUGUUUUUUCGUUAACUAAAGAACUUUAAUAUAGUUCCUCAAAUUGACAAG
This is a messenger RNA of Hylaeus volcanicus, 749 nucleotides long. RefSeq names its product mitochondrial import inner membrane translocase subunit Tim10 B-like. The record is from RefSeq and is a predicted model, not a curated record. The transcript has 3 exons. NCBI's taxonomy places the organism in Eukaryota, Metazoa, Arthropoda, Insecta, Hymenoptera, Colletidae. The coding region runs from base 361 to 648 and encodes 95 amino acids. Gene Ontology annotation, cellular component: mitochondrial intermembrane space chaperone complex.